AUGAGGCCCGAGCUCCGGGAGAGGCUCCCGCAGUGUCCCGGGGGGCGCGGGCGGGGCCCUGAGGUGGCGGCGGCGGCGCGGCGCGGCCAAUCCCCGGCGGGGCGCGGGCGGCUCUGCCCGCCCCGGGCGCGGGCGGGGAGCGCAGCUGGUCCCGGCCGCGCUGCGCCCUCAGCGGGCCCGCUCCGCUCCCGCUCCAUGGAAGCGGCCAACGGGACCGUGCCCGAGGGCGCGGAGGAGCGGCCCCGCGGCCCCGCGGCCGCCCCGUCGGGCAGGAAGGAGGUGAAGGUGGUGAUCGUGGGCGACGGAGGCUGCGGGAAGACGUCGCUGCUGAUGGUGUACGCCAAGGGCUCCUUCCCCGAGCAAUACGUGCCCUCUGUUUUUGAGAAGCACACGACCAGUGUGACGGUGGGGAAGAAGGAGGUCACCCUGAACCUGUACGACACGGCAGGGCAGGAGGACUACGACAGGCUACGGCCACUUUCUUACCAGAACACCAAUGUGGUGCUAAUUUGUUACGAUGUCAUGAACCCCACUAGCUAUGAGAAUGUAGCAGCCAAGUGGUAUCCUGAAGUGAAUCACUUCUGCCGGGGUGUCCCGCUCGUGCUGAUCGGCUGCAAGACAGACCUGAGGAAGGACAAGGAGCAGCUGCGCAAGCUCAGGGCUGCCAGGCAGGAGCCCAUCACCUACAGCCAGGGUGAGGCAGCUUGCAAGGAGAUUAAAGCAGAAAUUUACCUGGAAUGCUCAGCAAAAUGUCGUGAGAACAUAGAAAAUGUUUUUAAAGAAGCCACAACCAUUGCACUGAGUGCCAUGAAGAAAGCCAAGUGCCACAGGAAACACAAAGUGUGCUCAGUGUUAUAAUCUGGACUGCACGAGAACCAAGUGAUUCAGAUUUUAUAAACAGUUUAACUUGAAAAAUCUUUUUUUUUUACAUGUUUGUAUUUCCAGGAUCAUUUAUUUUAAAAUUUGAAAUAUUUUUCGUAUUUUUGCACUUUUGUUACAUUGUUCUCACAGAGUUUUCAAAGCUGUUUAUCACAGUUAGCUCAUACUGUGUGCCUUCACCCAUCUGGCUUUUGCUUCUACGUGUGAACAACUCACUAUUUAAACUGCAAUGAGCAGCAACUGCUACUAUCUAACUUAAUCUUGGGCUUUUUCUUCCUCUGCAAAAUAAUUGUGGCAUGUUAGGCCUACAAUUUACUGCCUUUUUCCACAUUUUUCAGAAGCAAUGCUAAAGCAGUUUAUCAAGCACCUUUGAAGAGACAGAGAAAGUUUUGUCUUAACAUUUUCAAGUUAAUUCACUUGGUGGCAAUGGCAUGAGUUGGCCUCAAGCUGUGCCCUGAGUGUAGAUGGAACCUGGACUAGCUUUGCAGAGCUGCAGCUCAGAGUUCUCCAAGGCCUGCUGCUGGAAUGGAAAGUGGCAUUUAUCAAUGGAAAUAUGUCAGUUGCUCCAAUUAAAUAAUGGAGUAUCAUGGGAAAUAGUUAAUUUACAGCACUCAAAUUUAGAAGUACUCCAAGCAGCUACUACAUGUAAUGUCAAGUCAGUCUUAUGAUAAACAUUUACAGCUUAUUUAAUACGAGACAGAUGCAAAUCAUGGUGCACACUGGAGGAAAAAUUCAUUGACUCGUGAAAUCGUCUCUACUGGUAUAAAUUAAAAUUUUCCCUUUUGUGAUGAAGGUGUCAGUUGUCUAAGCAUCAGGCAGGCUCCCCCUGCACACCCUGGUACCUGUGCCUCGUAUCUCCUGGUUCUUUUGCACAUCCCCUCAGUGAUUGUAGGAGCAAUCCUUAGUUUGUAGUCACCAUAAACCAAAGCUGAGAGGGGAAACGAGGUUCCUGCAGUAGAGGUGUUGCUGAAAGCUUUCUGUGUAAGGCAAACUGGACAUGACCAGCUGGUGCAAAACUCUUUUGGAGCAAGCCAUUAUUAUUGUUUUGCAUGAAGGGUAAACAGAUUGACCCUUGAAAAAUCUUUUUAAUUUUUCUCCUAACUUGUUUUAAUAAAGUCUGUAAAUAUC
This is a messenger RNA of Prinia subflava (tawny-flanked prinia), 2007 nucleotides long. It is a transcript of the gene RHOF, whose product is annotated as ras homolog family member F, filopodia associated. Gene Ontology annotation, cellular component: cytosol. Gene Ontology annotation, biological process: small GTPase-mediated signal transduction. The transcript has 5 exons. Gene Ontology annotation, molecular function: protein kinase binding; GTPase activity; GTP binding. NCBI's taxonomy places the organism in Eukaryota, Metazoa, Chordata, Aves, Passeriformes, Cisticolidae. Bases 1 to 858 code for a protein of 285 amino acids. The record is from RefSeq and is a predicted model, not a curated record.